Molecule: messenger RNA, 318 nt
Organism: Lottia gigantea (owl limpet)
Lineage: Eukaryota; Metazoa; Mollusca; Gastropoda; Lottiidae
Exons: 3
Coding region: 1-303 (100 amino acids)
Source: RefSeq, a predicted model, not a curated record
AUGGUGAAUCAUGCUUUCCAAUUGGUCACGAAAUGGUCGUCAAUUGUUUUAAGAAGAAUGUCAUUGAGAGGACAAUGUUAUCCACUUGGACACGAACUUUUCGAAAACUGUGUAACGAGGGUUUGUGAACAAAACGCUCAGGGUGGUAUAGGAUUCGUCAGUAAAGUAAUAAAAUGCCCUAAUGGUGAUGAAUGUGUUGCACCCGGUACUCCAUUCAGUGCAACCCUUGACGGUGAAGUAUAUGGUAAUACUGUAUGUGAGGUUUUGGCUGAUGGUCGUGUUAUCUUCCGAUACCAACAAUAAAUCUCUUAAACCACU